AUGCACGACGACGUCGGUCCUGGGUCGUCACAGCCUAAUGCGCCCUUCGCAGCUGACGCUGACGCCGACUCUGCUAAUAUCCCGCUCUUAUUUGCUGCCCACGAACACGAUCACCACCAGGCCGUUGAUGCGAUGAUGAUGCCAUUACCGCCGCAGGUUUUUGCUGACCUUCCGGUGAAUCCCAUUCCCAGCAGUGUGGUUCAAGGAUCAAUAUUCCCGGGCGCGGGCGAAGGCGGGGCCACGGGUAGCACCUCGCGAUCGGGCAACAGACGGCGGCGGCAGACGAGAAGCAGCUCGCAGUCUAACGACGCUCCCGGCGAGAGCAGCGGCGGCCAGGCCCAUGCGCCAGAUAGGGCCAGGGCAAGCCGCCGGGUGUGGGUCCGGAAGCGGAGCACCGAGUGGUGGGACCACCUGGACGGGCCGUCGUGCCCGGACGCCGAGUUCCGGCUUGCCUUCCGCAUGUCGCGCGCCACGUUCGGCACGCUCUGCGACGCGCUCCGCGGCGCCGUCGCCAAGGAGGACACCGCGCUGCGGACCGCCAUCCCAGUGCGCCAGCGCGUGGCCGUCUGCCUCUGGCGCCUCGCCACGGCGGAGCCCCUCCGCGAGGUCUCCCGCCGCUUCGGCCUCGGCAUCUCCACCUGCCACAGCAUCGUGCUCCAGGUCUACCACGCCCUGGCCACCGUGCUCAGGCCCAAGACCAUCACCUGGCCUGAGCCUGACUCCGCCGCGACCGUUGCGACCAGGUUUGAGGCCGCCUACGGGCUCCCUGGCAUCAUUGGAGCCGUCUACACCACGCGCGUCCCCGUCGUCGUGCCCAAGGCCAACGUCGCCGCGUACUACGACCGCGGCCUCACGGAACGAAGCCAGAAGGCGUCCUACUCCGUCGCCGUCCAGGUGGUUGCUGACGCCGACGGAGCGUUCACGGACGUCUGGAUCGAGCCGGGAUCGCUAUCUGACGCCGCCGUGCUCGGCAGGUGGGCUCUUUCCGGGCUCCUAGGGGCCACGGGCAGGAGCAGCGGCUAG
Miscanthus lutarioriparius is the source of this 1023-nucleotide messenger RNA. NCBI's taxonomy places the organism in Eukaryota, Viridiplantae, Streptophyta, Magnoliopsida, Poales, Poaceae. The record is from the annotation of a GenBank genome assembly.